AUGUCCGUCAAAGGUCGUGUUGCCAUCGUCACUGGUGCAGGAGGAGGUCUUGGACGUGAAUAUGCCCUCUUGCUCGGAAAGCUAGGAGCCAAAGUGGUAGUGAACGAUUACGGCGGUACCCUCGAAGGCCAAGCUGGAACCAUUACAAGAGCCCAGUCAGUGGUAGAUGAGAUCAAAGCGGCUGGCGGCAGUGCCAUUGCCGACGGGCACGACGUUUCUAUUCAAACACAAGCUCAAGCCAUCGUCGCCAAAUGCCUCGCUGAGUACGGCCGUGUUGACAUCCUCGUCAAUAAUGCCGGUAUUUCUGGGAAGCCGAGCUCUCACGCAGCGCUCGAUGCACCGGCGUUCAUGAGGGUCAUUGAAAUUGGCGUCCUAGGAACGCAGCUCAUGACAAGUGCUGUUUGGUCUACGAUGGAGAAGCAAGGAUACGGUCGCAUCGUCAAUGUAUCGUCAGAUGCCAUCAUUGGAUUCGGUGCGGGUGGCGACUGCGCGUAUUCAGCUUCCAAGGGCGCAGUGUAUGCCAUCACGCAAGAUCUUGGACGCUUUGCCCCGUCAUGCGGAAUUAAGCUCAACGCCAUAUUGCCUUCGGGCGCAUCACGAAUGGGAGAUCUCUCAGAGGCUUCAAAGAUGAUCACUCAGACAUACUUCGAAACCAGAAAAUGUGCGCCGUUACUUGUUGCCUUGUGUGCUGAUGAGUGCCCGGUAUCUGGGGUGUGUAUCGCUACGGGUGCUGGAAGAGCUGCUCGUGUUGCACUGGCGACGUUCCCUGGACAUACGAAUGAAACGACAGCAGAGGGAUUUCUGGAGAAUUGGACUAAGGUUAUGGGUGAUGAGAAGGAUGUUUACAUUCCCAAGGAUACUUUAGAUCAUGUACGGUACGGAGUUCGCUUGGCGUCUGGACUAGAGGUGCCUGAAUUGCCAUCAUUGGGCAUUAUACCAAGUACUAGCAAAUAA
Molecule: messenger RNA, 954 nt
Organism: Fusarium musae
Lineage: Eukaryota; Fungi; Ascomycota; Sordariomycetes; Hypocreales; Nectriaceae
Exons: 1
Coding region: 1-954 (317 amino acids)
Molecular function (GO): oxidoreductase activity
Source: RefSeq, a predicted model, not a curated record